ACGUUUGCACGUCUUAUCUCGCCCCCUGGUGGACAGAUUUAAGAACUACAUCUCCUCCCAUCAUGCCCCUCGUCUUUUUAUCCCCCAUCAUCCUCUGCGGCAAGUUUGUUGCACCGGGCAAGAUGGCGGAUAGACCAGUUCCCAUUGCUGAGAAGCGACUGAUGGACGUGAAACUGGGUGAGCUGGGAAAAUGGCUCGGAGGCAGAGACUUCACUCCCAAUGGCAUCAUCGCAGCCUCUCGCAGAGGCUAUGAUAGAUACUACAACAAGUACAUUAACGUAAAGAAGGGAGGUAUUGGUGGCAUAGCUAUGCUGCUGGCUGGCUACGUCGCCAUCAGCUACCUGUGGGAGUACGACCACAUCAAACAUGAUCGCUGGAGGAAGUACCACUGAGCCUCUUCAGCAGCCAUCACACCUUUAGGGGCCAGAGUCCAAUCCCUGGUUCCCCUUGUUCUUUAUACCCUCAGCUCUAUUGUGUUAAUGUGACUGUUGUGACCAAUAAAAAAUAUAUACAAGUA
Betta splendens (Siamese fighting fish) is the source of this 517-nucleotide messenger RNA. RefSeq names its product ATP synthase membrane subunit f (gene atp5mf). Gene Ontology annotation, molecular function: proton-transporting ATP synthase activity, rotational mechanism. The coding region runs from base 63 to 392 and encodes 109 amino acids. NCBI's taxonomy places the organism in Eukaryota, Metazoa, Chordata, Actinopteri, Anabantiformes, Osphronemidae. Gene Ontology annotation, biological process: proton motive force-driven mitochondrial ATP synthesis. The transcript is spliced from 4 exons. The record is from RefSeq and is a predicted model, not a curated record.